CUUGCUGCUGCACGGAGCGCUAGGUUGGAUCUUCACUCGUGGAUAUUCGGUUAGAAAGUGAAGCACAAGUGAAGUAGCAGCAGUAGUAGGAGGAGGAGGCGUAGGAAACAGUUUGUGCCUGCACACGGUGUGCUUCAGUGUGUGCGAGCGUGCGUGCGUGUGUCCCCGCUCUAGCCCUAGUGUAGUGUGUAGCCCGAGUGCAGAUAAUAAAUUCAGUGUAGCCUCCGUCGUGUACAACCCAUCUUGGUCUGGUAGCUACGCAAUUGCUACGAGUGUGUUGUUCGAAUAUUGGAAUAUUCGGUGAAGUACAAGAUAAAACUCGGGUCUCCUGAUUAAUCUGGUUUUCAUUCGAAGCUACUGUUAACUACUAGUUGUCAAAGCUUAUGUCGUCCUUAUAUAAUCUGUAGUAGGGUAGCAAGAAAAAGAAAAUCAGGGCAGUGGAUACUUAACUACUCUGUAAGCACUCCGUGAGACCGAUUAUCAAGUGCGUGGGUGAUUGUAAUUCAAAAAAGCUCCCCCACGGCGCGAAUGAAUUUUCACCAUUAGCCCUGCCGAAGGCCGAAGAAGGCCUUUCCAGCGUUUGUGAGAAGCUCCCUCAUUGCCCUCCCAACAAUAGGCGUGGUGUUCUUUAUAGCGUUCACACUGGGUAUGGGCGAUUAGGUGAGUGAUGAAGUGAAACCAGGAAAGCGCCCAGCAGCCGCCAUUCGUCGGUGAUAAGAUUAGAAAAGCGAAGCGAGCUUUUUCUUCGUAGAUACCCACCUAUUCCGAGGAUAUUCUGUGGAAGUAGAGAAUAUUAGUGUUGGUUGCAGCGUAUUAGUAGAGUGCGAAAAAGUGCAGUGUAAUCACUGGCUGUGAGUCACAGCAUGGAGAAAUCUGGAGGAGAAUCACGGGAAGGCGGGUCGUCAUCGAUUCCGUCCGCUGGCUCGUCAUCGGCUGCAGCAGCUGGUCCGGUGCCUGGGUGUGGUUCUAGCGGUGGCAGUGCUUUAUCAUCCAACCCGCUAACACUGAAUGUCACCACCACGACAGGAGGCAACUUCUCCGUUAUCGUCGAUGGUGAAAAUUCCGUAGAAAACCUGAAAAAAAUUAUAUCGAAAAAGCUGAAAGUCUCCAAGGACCGUAUCUGCUUGCUGCACCGAGAGAGGGAACUCAACGAUGGGACUCUGCGGGAAAAUGGACUAAUGGAUGGCUCCAAGCUGAUACUGACGCCAAACGUGGAAACGGGAUUAUUGGCACAACGGGCCGAGAACACUGUGAUGCAAGCGCUGGAAUCGCUAAACGACAAUCAGGUUAACGAUUUUCUGAGCGGAAAAUCGCCGCUGAACCUAAGCGUUCGCCUGGGGGACCACAUGAUGUUGAUCCAGCUGCAGCUGAGCACUCUGAAUCCGGCGUCCCAAAGUGGGAGCCGCUCGAAGGCUCACAAAUCCCGAACGGCCAUCUCGGCUGUUUCGUCCGGAGCGCCGGCGCCUUCCGGUGGAUCGAGUACCAGCUUGAUUCCAGCUUCGCCAUCUCGCAGCAGCCAUAGCAGAACCACAAUUCCAAUCGGCUUUCGCAGAUUAACGACGGCACCCGAUGCUGUCCCGGCUGCUGCCCGUCCCAUCAUGGAGCACGUGAACGAAGGUCAAACCCUAACUAAACAGGAGAUUGAAAGUAUCCAUAGUAUAGUGAAAAAUCUGACUGAAAGCGAUAAUUCGACGGUAGCCACGGUGACUCCAGCUUCGCAGGACGAAAUGGAAACAGACUCACCGACAAAAACUUCCACCUCGGAAUCGCCAAUUAAAUCUCUGUCAAACCUGGUUUCCAGCUCUAUCAACGCUAGCAUUCCUCCUGCAGCCAAUAAUAACACGAUCUCAAGUGGCCCGCCCUCUCCAUGCGCGGAUCCAAUUAGCGCAAACCUGACCUCGUGCUUGUGCAGAAGAUUAGACAACAACGAUAACAACUCUUGCGAUCCAAACUGCCUAAUACGUACUCCCGAAGCGUCGUCGUCAUCGUCACAACCAUCGACGUCUUCCACGGGCCUGCAUCGCACUGCCCAUAACCCCAUAGCUCGCCACAAGGCAAAAAUUCAAACAUUUAGAAAAUAUAUUAGCUUCGAUGGGUCAGCCACUCCGCCAAAACCAGAGCAGGAAACGCUGCCAGCUACGGGUUCCCAUUCUGCUCCGAACUCACCGCAUCGCUUGGAACAUCCGCAGUUGCAUCCGCACCUGCAGCAUGGCUUUCAUUACCAACACCAACAGCGUCAUCUGGCAGGCCAUUUGUCUUCUCCAGUAAAUCCGCAGCCAAAUUCCAACAUCAGCAGCAGCAGCAGCAGUCACGCUCGUCUACCAAACACCGACCCGAACGGUGUCGAAAAUCCGGCUCUAGCCGAAGCUUCCCGCAACUUGACCCAAACGCUUCGCAAACUUUCCAAACGGGUAUUCACCAAAAAUGCAAACGACAACACACAGGAGAGCACCGGCAAAAGCGUCAGCUCCGGAGCGGUAAUAGAAUCGAUGAAACAUCACGGGAAGGGUAUCUAUUCGGGCACUUUUUCCGGCACACUGAAUCCGGCCCUGCAGGACAAAUUUGGCCGACCGAAGCGGGACAUUUCCACCAUCAUUCACAUCCUGAACGACCUGCUUAGUGCAGCGCCGCAAUGCGCCCGCUCCGGUACCAAAAUCUAUUUCGAGCCUUCGCAGCCUGCAUCGGUGGCUUCUUCUAUACCCGGGACAAGUGCAACUAUCACUACUAGUACGAGCAGCAGCAGCAGCAGCAGUGCUUCCAGUGCGAGUAGUAGUGGUAGUGGCAGCGGCAGUGGUAGCAGCAACGGUAGUAGCAACAACUUGCAAACUGCAGCAGUGAUGGCGCCUCCUCCUACUGAAGUUGCCACCAGUAGCACCAGCUUCACAACACCCAUCGCGGCUCCCAGCCCGCGCUUGGUGACGAGAUGUGUACCAACGCCGAUCCAGACCAAAAAGUAUCCCAGCAGUGUAACCACCGUUACCUACGCCGGACCAAGCUCCGUCGCGGGCUGCAUUAGCUGCAAGCCGCUAAACCCGCCUAACCUCUCGAUGACCAGUAGCGCCAGCUACGGCCGCUGUCACCAUCAUCAGAAAAUGACGGUCUCAAAGACAGCAUGCAAAUGUGGUUUACCGCUAACGCCCACGGUUUCGCCCAGCAGCCCGCAGUGCCAGCGCUGUAUGGCCAUCAGUGCCGCCGCGCUGGAAAACUCCAAAACCAAGUCCAAACUAGACAACCUCCGUCUAAUAAUGCAGCAGAAAAAGGAGCGCCGAGAGGCACGCAAGCAAAAGUGUGCGCCGUACAGUACGACACUCUCCGCUGCUGCCGUCUCCUCUGCUGUGGUCGUUACCACCAGCACCAACCCGACCGGGGGCAGUGGGUCGACACUAGAGCCGGCUUGCUCCUCACAUCGUCAGUUAGCUGCCGUCGCGACCAACACCAAUACCGGUGCAGUUGCUGUCGAGACAAUGGACACCACACCACCCUCAUCGGCCGUGACGGUGUCGGAAUCCAGCAAACCAAGAGCGGCAGCGGCGGCUGACAUCACAGCCACAGCAGUAGAAGCAACAACAUCCAGCAGCAGCAGCAGCAAUAAUGCGGCCACUGCCACCGCCACCGCUACCACCACAACUACAUCGGCAACCGCAGCCGCCACCACAGCCGCUGCGACAUCUUCGGAGGCGGCUCAGAGCAGUCACCAGCUAGUGGAAGAGGUCGAUACCGUCGCAUAAGGUGCGUGUUGUCACGCCGGAGAGCACCGGGGCCGGGAAGUGUGGUCGUAUCAGGUAACUCACGGGAGAGCGAAGUGCUGGCUACCGCUCCCGUGAAAGCGAACUUCGAAAGAGCGAACAAUAGUGCAGCUGCUCGGGCGCCAUCUGUCGACGGACAUCAUGGGACGUUGUUUUCGUUUUAUUAUACUGGGUUGGGGUUAAUAAUUUGGAUUUGGGCGUGUGAGAAAAUUAACUAUUUUAUAAGCAUUUUAAUUGGAAAGACCACAUAUUCGCUUCUUCGACCGAGCAGUUAUUGAUUUGCGAAGAAUGCGUCAGCUUAAACUUUGAUAUAAUAUACUGAAUAGUAUGAUAUCGUAGAGAAUAUUCUGCCUGGGGCAGACUACUGAAAAUAUGAUUUAACUUUUCCCAUUUGUUCGCUAAGUGGCAACAACAGGACUUAAAGACUGUCCGAGUUUCAUCUAAUUAAAACUUUUGUUUUGUUAAACCAAUAGAACAUAAUUCCAAUCCAAAAAGUUUCAUGAUAUACCGCAACUAACCCUGAACUUAUUUGUUGUUUGUUUUUCGACUGAAUCUACGUCCAUUUGAGUUAAAUUGUUCCCUACUUCAUACCAACUUGUUUUCUGAGGUUUAUGAUACCCUCUCAGAUUUCAGUGAGCUAUUUACAAACUUGUUUAACUUCAUAAGUUUUCAACUGUGAAGAACCUGAGAGGGGUAAAUUGGCAAGAAAGCGUCAUUUUGAAGUUUUUCGAUUUUUUACAAAUAUUUUACACCUUUGGUAGUUAAUAAUUAUUCGCUAGCGAGUUCACCGUACUAAAUAACCUCAAAAAAACAGACUCAACAAGGCGAAUUCUUAACUUUCACCAAGAGUUUUUUUUUCGUUACGAAAUAUUUGAAAACGUUGUGACAACUGUUGCAACUGUCUUUUCGAUGGCGUCGCUUUAAAUUUUGUUUAGGUUAAAUAUUAAAAAUUCACAAAACAAUUUUUAGGUAUUAAUUUUUUUAGUGUUGUAAUUUGCAAAAACAAAAACAAGCUGCUUGUUAGCACAAGCAAAAAAUCAUUAAUCAUUUUUGAAAUACUAUGAAGUAAAUAAAUUGAAUAAGCAAAUAAUUAGAAGCAAAAAUAAAUAAGUAAAUAAAUAUAUUAUGAAAUGAAUAAAUGAUAGUUGUAGUAGACACCAGCUUGGGCUACUGUAUAAACAAUAGCGUCACUCAAAUUCAUGUAAGUUCAAAAUUUACGUAGUCAUUUUACGAAAGCGAUAGUUAAUAAUCUAACGGUGUAAACAAGCAAGAAGAUAGUGCGUCAAAUAUGAAUUAUUUUCCGAACGCAAUCCCGUGUUCAUCAAUUGGGUCCUAAAGCUAUACCAGUUUUUAUAUAUCAUUUGAAAAAGCCGCGUUUUCUGAGCAAAAUGUGAUUUUUAAAAAAUGUUUAUUGUUUUUCUUCGAUUUUUAAAUGAAGAAUAAAAAAACUGCUCGAAAGGUCUUAGAUGACGUUUCGCCCAUGUACGGUAUAUGAGAGAACUGUCAUUAAAGGCAUUUCUAGUUUUUUAUUCUUCAUUUAAAAAUCGAGGGAAAACGAUAAACAUUUUUUAAAAAUCACGUUUUGCUCAGAAAAUUGCACUCUCCCAGUUGAUAUAUAAAAAUCAGAAAACCGUUUAAAACUUUAGGACCCCAUUAGAAAAUAAUAUUAAUCGAGAAUGAUAAACAGCAGAAAAUAAAACAAGCUGGCUAGCGAGAAAACAUAAAACAAAAUAAUAAUAAAAAACGCAACAAAAACUAAUGGUUUUCUUUCAAUGUGCCGACAUCAGCAAGCACGACUUCGGCUUCUCUGCACGGUUGCUCGCUAAAGCUCGUGACUCUAGUAUUUUUCGACACAUCACUCAUGUAACCUAGAAACAAAUCCAACCAGUAGAUAACGUUCGAAAAUAAGCCUCUGACUGUUUUCCGUUGGGUAUAAAUUUCACUUUCUGUCAUAUGAUUUAAAAUUUAAAUUUCCACGUUACCGGCUUAUAGGACCAACAAAGCACUUGAUUUUAAACUACAGCAAAAUAAUUUUACUUAGAAGGCGGAUCAACGCCUGCCAACUCAACUCUCUUGUCACAUGGAUCAACAAUACUGGCUGAACAUAGAUCUACAUAAAAAAAACGGCAGAACAGUGAACAAUCGACAUCUAAACAGUAAAAUACAAUAGAUCAAUUCACAAUAGCUACAGUUUCUAGACAGGUUCCGAGAUUAUGCUCAAAUCAAUACAGGACGAUUCAAUGUGUAUUGUGAACGUACAGAAGGUACUGGUCAUUUGGAAUAAAUUCUUCGAGAUUA
Wyeomyia smithii (pitcher-plant mosquito) is the source of this 6044-nucleotide messenger RNA. Its product is annotated as midnolin homolog. NCBI's taxonomy places the organism in Eukaryota, Metazoa, Arthropoda, Insecta, Diptera, Culicidae. Bases 864 to 3728 code for a protein of 954 amino acids. Gene Ontology annotation, molecular function: protein binding. The transcript has 4 exons. Gene Ontology annotation, cellular component: nucleus. The record is from RefSeq and is a predicted model, not a curated record.